CACAAGGGGGAUCAAAGUUUUACAUACAAAUAUAUAGUUAAAAUCUUUUUCUCAAUAACCACUGAGUCAGAAAAGCUGAUAUUUACAAGAAAACUUUCUGACAUAGUGCAGAUUCAAGUUUGUUCAAAUCAUGGACCCCGGGGUGUAGGAUGGGGCCACAAGUAGGGGGGGGGGGGGUGUCAAAGUUAUACAUACAAAUAUAUAGGAAAAAUCUUCUUCUCAAGAACCAUAAUCUCAGCGAGAUUCGUCGAGGCUGGAUAUUUGGACUGACGCCUCUUCCGAAUCUCAGACCAGUGUCACAUAAAGUGAUUCGGGAAAUCUUGCCUGAACUUCGGCCGCUUGUUGCGAUUAAAAUGGGUUAAAUUGAAUUUCUUGUCCGCUUCAACUUUUCGCCUUAGACAUCUUAUUAACUCCCUAUCACAAUGAAACAUGCAUUUCUUACCUUUACAAGGUGUAAAUCCCACAGUAAUUCAAGUUGGCUAUUUUCGAAGUCAUUUCAAACGGCCACCAUUUCAUAUUUUACCUUCUCAACACUGGAGAGUUCCGAUAUACUACUUCAUGACAAUUUGUACUAUGAUUGAAAAUGCAGAACUUACUGGUUGACAAUUACUUUGUACAAAGUAUUUAAGCAUAAAAAUUAAAAGCAAUAAAAAGAAAACUGUGUAACAUUUAAUCAAUCUAUUUGAAGGCGUCCUAAACUAUCGGAACUCUUCAGUGUUGAGAAGAACAGAGCUCGGUACAAGAAACAAACAUGUGGAGGUUAAUGCUGGUGUGUCUGUUCGUGUGUCACAUUGUCAACAGUCAAAAGUCCUCCCCGACUGCAGGGGCUGGUGAAGCUGCAGAACCCCCCGAGGCACCUGAACCCCCCGAGGUAACAGCCCCACCGAAGCCGGCCAAGGGAAGUAAUCCAGGAACGAAUUCAGCAGCAGGCUCUGUCAAAGCAUCUCCCACUGGCGAACCCGCCGAGCCACCGGAACCGACGGACCCACCCGAGAUCACAGUCAAACCUGUCGUUCCCGCAGCUAACUCUGCUGGAAGUACGAAGACGACAAAAACAACCAACGCUGGUCCCUCUGCUGGAGGCGUGGUCACGACUACUUCCAAACCCGGCCCAACUCAAGGGGCGGUCAACCAAGCACCCAAUAAUGGCAAAACAUCGCCAACAACGGAACCACCCGAGCCUACUGAAGCCCCGGAGCCUGGAGCCGGCGCGGAGGCAGGAACCGGGGGCGCUGAAGCAGCAGAGGCCGGGGGUGCGGAAGCAGCAGAGGCCGGGGGUGCGGAAGCAGCAGAGGCCGGGGGUGCGGAAGCAGGUGGUGGAGGGGCAGGGACCGCGUAAACAAUGGAAUUAAAACAAGAAGCUCUGAUAGAGUAGAACAGAACUCGGAAUGCCGAGAAUGGAAUGCAGUCGAUAUCUAUUUGCAUAAUUCCUUAACUGAUUGAAGAUCAUAUUAACUUUGAGAAAAUAGUAAAAUAAUACUAAACCGUAGUUUUGGAAGACUUAUAUUUACUGACAUUUCUAAUAUUUACAUACAUGAACAAGUCAGGGAUGUGACUAAAUUCCUCAGAAAUGAGAGGAAAACUUGUCAAAAAGGGAGGAAAACACCUCACCCUACCUGGAAAAAUAUCAUUUUGUGCCACUUUAGAUCAAAUCCAGAGUGUUUCAUUUUUUCGAAAAUUGAGUAAAUCAGAGGAUUUCCUCUGAAAAGAGGAAAAAUCACACCCCUGACAAGUACCAUUGAUAAAUCUAGCCACAGCAAUGACACUCAUACCAAGUGAUUUUGAAGUAUGUCAUCGCAAAUCUCCCAAGUGGGAGACGAAUAAAGCAUAGUCAUUUGUGUUUCUGCCAUUGUUAUGUUACAGAAAUAUCCGACACACUUCUCUCAUUCAUUCAAAUAUUGAAUGACUUUAAUUUUCCCUGUAUCAACCUCCCCAAUCCAGAGCUUAUCAGAGGAGUCCACAUCAAUUCCGUAAAUUCCCGAGACAUCGCAAUUGUCGACGUAACACAGAAAGUGUCGGUCACUGCUGAUCACGUGGACACAGUCAUUGUCGCCGUCGGCGAUUAGGAUGUGACCUUGACUGUCCGUGGCGAUGCUGCACGGAAAAAAAGUUUCAAAUUUCCGUUGCGAAAGGACAUUGUUGUAGAUGAACUUGAAUUUUCCCUCUUGACUCACGACAACAACGGAGUUGAUCCCGUGGUCAGACACACAUACAUCGUUAUUGAUGACGUUUUCGGCAAUGAAGGUUGCGUAUCUGAACAAGCUUUCUCCCCUCUCAUCAUAUUGAAUGACCAUUCUCAGUUUUGGUUCUACUGUUUGUAGAGUCGCAAGUUCUUGAUUUUCUUCUAUCUGCCUUUGAAUAGCAUACUUCAUGACUUUGCUAUGUCCUUCUAAUUCGUUGUACAAGCUAACUAAAAUCCCACCUUCUGACGUUACACAAAUACCUUGAGGUCUCCACAUUUCGUACCGUAGAAGCGCCCUCUGGUUUUUGUUCUGAACCAUCUUUACAGUGCGCUCUAUGUUGUCGCAGUAGAGGAGUUCCUUGUCUUGGCUAACGGCUAGAUCGUGAGGGACGUAUCCCGAACCUGUGUGUACGAUUUCAAGCACAUUCCCUUCUCCGUCAAUACGUACAAUGUCCGAUUUGUUUCCACUUACCCAAACACCAUUCUUGUCGUGACAAGCAAUGCGUUGGACUUGUUCGAAACUGGUGUCGAUGAUGGCAGAUAAACUGGGCAUCAGUAAGAAAUCUUUUCCCUCUUUCACUGCCUUAUCCGCCUUCUUCUCCUUGUCAGCCUCCACGUUUACAGAUUUCUCUUUAAAGCUACCUUUCAGUGAAGUCUCUAACGUCCCGAAUAGAUUGCACAUCUCUUCCGUUGUGAUUUUAACUCGCCUAAAAUCAGGGACAGGGACAGGCAUUUCGGACUUCACGGUUUUGAAUUUUCCCAUGUCAACAUUAUAAGAGAUUGCUUCUGUAACAUCGUUUGAUUGCAGAAGUCGCCUGUUUUCCUUGAUCAAGUCUUGAAUGUCGGUCAGCAGACUGGAGAGUUCCGACACGCGAUUUUUCAAUGUUGACACUGAUUCUUUCUCCAUUUUCUCAGCCUCGUCUUCAAACCGUUUGGUUACGACAUCCACCAUUCGAUGUAUGUCCUGUCCAUGUUUCUUAAUGGCUGAUUUUAGCAGUUGAUAUUCAGGUUCUAGAGUGGACAGGCGAGAUUCCGUGUUAGAAAUCAUAUUUUGGUACUGAGGAACACAUAUUUUUUCUAAAUUGUAUACAUCUUGAUGAAUUGUAUCCAAUUUGGACUUGAAAAUUUCCAUCAAAUCUGCAAUAUCGUGGAACUUGUGCACAGUCGUAAUGCAUUUCGAACACACUACCGAGUCACAUGUUAGACAUUUCAGCUCGCAUUUUGCGUUCAGAUGAAACUGACACGUAGGAAGUAUUGGAUCCGACUUCCGUCCGAUAAAAGUGACAAUUUCGUGAGUCGUUUGGAUUUUUGACACGUGUUUUGAGACACACUGUCCACAUAAUCUGACGUCACAUCUGUUGCAUUGCAGUUCGACGGAGUUAGAACAGAGAUCACAUUUGAUAACAUCCUGCGCAGCUUUAAGGUCAAGACUUGCUAUGUCUCGUGUCGCAGAAGCUAUAGCCAUGGCUCGAUCUCAAACGGCAUGAAUUAGGCUUACAUCUGAAAU
This is a messenger RNA of Ostrea edulis (European flat oyster), 3689 nucleotides long. Its product is annotated as translation initiation factor IF-2-like. The coding region runs from base 752 to 1339 and encodes 195 amino acids. The transcript is spliced from 5 exons. The record is from RefSeq and is a predicted model, not a curated record. NCBI's taxonomy places the organism in Eukaryota, Metazoa, Mollusca, Bivalvia, Ostreida, Ostreidae.